UUGUUGAAUUUUCUCUGAAGUGAUUCAAUACGAGUCAUGUUGAGUUGUUUAUGUCCGAAGAGUCUCUUUCUGUGGACGGCACACCAGCAUCAGUUUCUGCUUUAUCUUAAAUUGUCAUAAAUUUGUCAUAAAAUUGUAAUGAAAAGAAAACGAACAGUAUUAACAGCACAGCUGUUGAAGAAUAUUGACCCUCAUUCAUGCUUGUAGGAAAAGAAAACAGUCCCUGCAAUGAUUGCUUCCAGUUUUCGAGACUGUGCGGCAUGGAGGGCAGAAGGCCUCCCACUCUCCACCAGCAGUAACCAAGCCUGCAAAUUAUACGAUGCCAUACUCACACAGUAUGUAACAUGGCGUAAUGAUGAGACCCUUGGAGGAAUAGAGGGGUGUAUGGCAGCAGUCCAAGCCGCUGACCCAGACUUUGUGAUGGGUCAUGUGAUCGGCACUGGACUGCAGUUGGUGGGUACAGGCAGUUCAGUGCUGCGGGACCAAACGCUGGCCGGUGCCGUGAGGAAGACGCUGGAUCUGGCCAGCUGCCAGGAGCUCACAGCCCGAGAGAAACAGCACGUCAAAGCCAUCGACCUCUUCUCGAAAGGAGCCUUGGACAAGGCCUGUGAUGUGUGGGAAGAUAUUCUGUUGGAGCACCCCACAGACAUGCUAGCUCUGAAGUUUUCCCAUGAUAGCUUUUUCUAUCUGGGUGAGCAGACUCAGAUGAGAGACUCUGUGGCUAGGGUUCUUCCCCACUGGAAAUCACACAUGCCUCUUUACAGCUAUCUAAAAGGCCUGUAUUCAUUUGGACUUCUUGAAACUCAUUUCUAUGACCAAGCUGAGAAAGUAGCAAAGGAGGGUCUUGCCUUAACUCGUGAGGAUGGCUGGUGUGUCCACUCUGUAGCCCAUGUCCAUGAGAUGAAGGCAGAAAUAGAGAAGGGGCUGAAGUUCAUGGCCUCCACUGAGAAAGACUGGAAGGUGUGUGACAUGUUGGCUUGUCACAACUAUUGGCACUGGGCGCUUUAUCACAUUGAGAAGGGAGAAUAUGAAGCAGCACUGAAAAUUUAUGAAGAGGAGGUGUCCCGUCGCUGUGUAAACUCAGGAGCCAUGCUGGACACGGUGGACGCCUGCUCACUGCUCUACAGGCUGGAAAUGGAGGGCGUCAGUGUGAAAGAGCGUUACCGGGAGCUAUUACAGGUGACUGAGCCCCACUCUGAGGACCAUACUCUUCUCUUUAAUGACCUGCACUUCCUUAUGGUGUCUUUGGGCUGCAAGGAAUCAGGAAUCACACAGCGAUUGCUGGAGAGCCUGAGAGAGCUGGCAAAAGAUCCUGAUGAAAACCUUCAGCACCAGCUUGCUAGCACUAUAGGGUUACCCAUGUGUCAGGCCCUGGUGGAAUAUGAUGAAGGAAACUACAGUAAGACAGUGGAACUGCUGAAACCAUUAAGAUACCGCUUCACACAGAUAGGGGGCAGUGAUGCACAGAGGGAUGUUUUCAACCAGCUACUCAUCCAUGCAGCAAUGAAGUCGCAAGACAAACACCAUCAAAGAUAUGCCAGGUGCCUGCUGGUUGAAAGAGAUGCAGUGAGACUGAACUCCCCUCUCACUGAUCGACUCAUCCAGAGAGCCCACUCUCUACACAUUUAACUGCUGAGUACAUCCACUACAGACCUAUUACUUCAACUGUUACGACUUCCACUACAACUAAUGCCAAAUCAUUUUACUUAUACGUUUCAUUAUACUCUGUCAAAUGUUUUUAAUCACCUCAAGUUUCUUGGCUUUUCUUGCACACAGAGCUGUUUGAAUUUUCCAGCAAUGAAAAUCAUGGGUUUAUAUUAAUGUUCUAAUCUAUUAGUGUUUCAAUGGUAACUCAUAACACAGGGAAUUGUAUGGUGGAUGCAGCACAUAAAUGGAAUCGAAAAGGUGUGAAUACAUUGAUAUGUCUGCGAGACUUUUAUGUAAUAUUUUUGAAAGAAAAAUAUUAUAUAAAAAUAAUGUCAAGCUAAAUUUUUUUUUGUCUUAUUAACUUUAUAAGAGAAAAAUAAAAGCGAGGCGAUUGAGGGAGUGACUGUUAGUGUUAUACCAUGCAUGUACACUUGCAGUGUAAGUGAUAACAGGAACUGACUUGUUUCAUUGAUGUUCUACAACAUUAAAUGUAACUAUUAACAAAUAUAAUGUAUGACGUCAUUCCUUAAUUAGAAAUUUUUUUUUAAAAAUUGUGUGUUGGCAAAUUGCUGUCGUAUAAGAAGAAUAAACCUUUUUGUGCUGUUAUUGGAAAAUAACCUAAAAUGGAGUGGUGUGAUUACCACCCCAAAGUUUAUUAUUUUCCAUUAACCGCCUGUUCCAUGUUUUAGGCCUUACUUAAUCAGUAUUAUGGCCACAGACCAAACAAAAUGAUACAGAACAGCAAUUAAAUAAGGAAAACUAAAUCUUUAUGAAACUCACUUCUCAUCUUUAUGAAACUGCUCGCUCUCAGAGCCUAAUAGAACUUUAAAUGGGUGCUUUAUUAAGGCAGGUGCACUCGGUGGGUAAACCCAAUAAGCCUAUCAAUAAAAGACUCGUAAACAGUGUUAGUGUUGACUGUAAAACAUAAGUGUAUGGUUUGCUGCAAGUGCCUAAUUUGUCAUUUAGAUUUUGGCCUCUUGCUAUCAAAUUCGAUUGAGGUUGUUCCAAAAAAUAAAUAAAUAAAUAAUAUUUCUAAAUUAAAAUGUUCUAGUAUUUAAAAUGAGGACAUUUAAACAAAAAGGUCUAAAAAUGAUCAUAUGAGAAUAUAAAGUUAAUAUGAUUAACAAUCAGUUUAAAAUGUAUUGAUUUUCAAUGGAGUUGAUAUGUUUACUGGAUUUGUCAUGAAAUGCAAUUCAAUAAUAAAAACAUACAUUAUAUUACAUAAUAUGCGUGUGUAGAUAGAUAGAUAGAUAGAUAGAUAGAUAGAUAGAUAGAUAGAUAAUACAAUGUUUGUUUUAAACAGCAUUGGCUUUAUAUUUAUUAUCCCAAAUUUGUCAGCAGAUAAAUUAGAAAAACUAGAUAAAAUUAGAUAAACACAAAAUGUUGUCAGAAAAAAAUAAAGAUCAGUUAAAACUGCACACAUUAAGUAUACAUACAAAUAAGUGCUUUAUUCCUGAACUCUAAUAACCCAGCCAGGUGAAGAGUCCUCUCUUCUGUGAUUUCUACAGCAAUGAGUUAAUCUCAUUCUGGACCUGAGAAACGAGUAUGUGGGACAGCACAAUACCUGCAAUCUGCCGAGCAGAAGCAUAAGGGCCAGAUUUUGGAACAUGGCGCUGGGGGUUUGUGCCCAUUCAAAGCCUGAGGUCAACUGAGGAGACCUGGUGCACAGUAGGCAUUCCAGUGCAUCCCAAAGGUGUUCAGUGAGGUUGAGAUUAGGGAAUUUGCCACAUCAAAUUUGGCAAACCAUGUCUUUAUGGACAUCGCCUUGUGCACAGGGUCAUUGUGAUGAAACAGGAUUUAAGGUCCAUCCAUCCAUCCAUCUUCAACCGCUUACUCCUUUUCAUGGUCGUGGGGGAACCUGGAACCUAUCCCAGGGAACAUCGGGCACAAGGCGGGGUACACCCUGGACAGGGUGCCAGUCCAUCGCAGGGCACAGUCACACACACAUUCACACACCCAUUCAUACACGCCAAUCAGCCUACCAUGCAUGUCUUUGGACUGGGGAGGAAACUGGAGUACCCGGAGGAAACCCCCGCAGCACGGGGAGAACAUGCAAACUCCGUACACACAGAGACGUGGGAAACGAACCUCCGACCCUGGAGGUGUGAGGCGAACGUGCUAACCACUAAGCCACCGUGCGCCCUCAGGACUUAAGGUGCUCCGCAAAAACACUUGGCUGCUGUGCCUAAGCCUUUCUCUGGUAAGGAAAACCCUGCAUAUGAUGGAUGAUUGGGUGGCAGUUUUUCACAUUUUAAAAUCUAAAUUCAUCCACAUUUCUAGAUUUUUAGAGCUCAAAACACUGCCAUCUUUUCAGUCCGGUGGAGCAGGCCUUUAACAAAUUGUUGAAAUAAACAUCAGAGGCAAAGAUGCGAAAAAAUGUAGCUUAUAACAAUGCAGUUUGGGAGAGCCAACUAUAUCAAUUUAUUCUCCCUAUACAUCUUAAAUGAAACAGCAAAUGUUUAGUGUGACACGAAUAAUCUAAAGCAAUGCUUUAUCGA
Molecule: messenger RNA, 4145 nt
Organism: Ictalurus punctatus (channel catfish)
Lineage: Eukaryota; Metazoa; Chordata; Actinopteri; Siluriformes; Ictaluridae
Gene: ttc38
Product: tetratricopeptide repeat domain 38
Exons: 17
Coding region: 229-1629 (466 amino acids)
Molecular function (GO): protein binding
Source: RefSeq, a predicted model, not a curated record